Molecule: messenger RNA, 2892 nt
Organism: Amoebophrya sp. A25
Lineage: Eukaryota; Dinophyceae; Syndiniales; Amoebophryaceae
Source: the annotation of a GenBank genome assembly
GAGUGAUCGAGAGUGAUCCUCUUCAACGCUCUAGGUCGGCUGAUCGAACCGCGAGACAGCGUAGUGCGGAGCGGCGAUCAGGAACAGCUCGAGCUCUGCUGGAGGACCUGCGGUCAGAAGUGCGUCACCUAGCAGAAAAGAGCCAGCAGAGCCUCUCAGUCUCUGUGAGAUCUACCUCGGGUGAUGUUUUUCUAGGCCGCAGCAAUGCUGAUGGUAUGGCAUUGACGAACCCACACUUACCAAUGCCUGGUUUAUCCACAUCUCUACCUCCGAGUCAAGCACGUAUCAAGCAGUCAUCUCCAAACACCGCCAGAAACAAUGACAGUGCAUUAAUAUCGAGUACCGCGGUGUCGCUAAACUUGACAACUGCAGGCACAACAAGCUACAAUUUGGCAGGCAACUUACAACAAAGUCGUGACCGGCUAGGCGGGAGUAGUGCGAGUCAAGAGCUCGAGUCGCCGACCACAAGACGUAUUUUUCGCAGAUCUGUUCUUUCCGCGAGCGAACGCCUACAGCGUGUCCUGGAAAAAGAAGAAUCUACGUCAGCAGAACAGCGCAAGAGCAGAGAUCGUCGUGGUCAUACAUCACAUCCAGAGUCUCCUAGAAACAAUCGACAUGACAACAUGAGAAUAACUUCUAGCAGAAGUCGGGAUAGAAAAUACAUCCGUGAUGAGAUGAAUGUCGUGAAUUAUCAUGAUCAGCAAGAGUACCAAAGGACGGAACGGAUUCAGGAUGUCUUGGAGACAGGGUCAUCUGCCAGCAGUAGUUCCUUUGCCAGUUCCACGACUGAUCAUCUGGAUUCUGCACGCCAACCCUUGGCCCUCGACGCAGAGAAUUCGGCAUCAGCAUCGAGCAUGUCCUUGGAGGAAGAAGACGAGCAUCUUCCCGAGAGAGCCCAGGGCGCGUUGCGCUCUCUUAGAGCCAACAGUAGUCGACAUGGUGGCAUGGAGAGAGCAUCGUCUUCCAAAGCAGAGUAUCAUGCGAAAGCUAGAUCUGGUGCAGCGAUGAACGACUAUAUCGGAGGUGCGCAUAAUGGUACAGGUAAUAAAGUCGUCUCGUUCGCUCGUGGUCGUGCCGCUUCGACGCCAUCGACGAACGGAGUAUCUCGCGUUCAACGGAAAAUGUUUCCGUUGGGAACAUCAACGUCCUCGUGUAGGACAUCAAAGAAGUCACACGUCGACCGCGCAGGACGAGGAAGCACUACCGUGGCAGGAGGGCGCUCAUCUCUGUUUGUCAACGACCCAGGAGCAACAGGUCGACGAGCACGGGACCACACGCAGGACACGAUGGCAAUGGCCGAUGCGCCCAACUCAGCGCAAAAAUUUCUCUAUCAUGAAGGGGAGCACCUUCAUGAAACGCAAGUUUCCAAAGAACCCUCACAUUUUUCCAAAGAUACACUCCACGCUUCUCAAGAGAUGUCGUGGCAGUCAACACCGCAGACGCGAACUAUUCUGUACUGCUAGUGAAAAGUCCUGGGUAACUUCGCCAGUUGCACUGAGCCGAGUGGUCUGGCAGUUGUUUCUGUUUGGUUUUUAUAGCCAAAGCAGAGAUAGAUGUGGUCUUCAUCUUGCGUCUUAUAAUAUAUGUACCAGGGAGGGAGGCCCCCCUCUGUGGAUGGAUCUGUGGUGGACCACGCCAGAGGGGUCCAGCCUUGCCACCUUUGCCAGGUCUGUCGAGGGGCUGCCGGGCGAGAAUGCCUCAAAGCGCCCACUUCGUUCGGACCCCGUCCCGCUUCUUGCAUGUACCCUACAGACCUGGCAAAGGUGGCAAAGGCUGGGCCCUCUUGUCGUGUUGCGUGUACCCGACAGAGCUGGCAGACGAGGCAAGGCGGGAACCCGCCCCCUUGGCGUAGGGUUGGGCACAUGCAACGCGCCAGAGGGGUCCACCCUUGCCACCUUUGCCAGGUCUGUAGUGUUGGGCACAUGCAACACGCCAGAGGGGUCCACCCUUGCCACCUUUGCCAGGUCUGUCGGGUACAUGGAGCACGCCAAGGGGGUGGGUCCCGCCUUGCCUCCUCUGCCAGCUCUGUCGGGUACAUCCAACACGACAAGAGGGCCCAGCCUUUGCCACCUUUGCCAGGUCUGUCGGGUACAUGCAAGAAGCGGGAAGGGGUCAGAAGUGGGCGCUUUGAGGUCUUCGCGCCCGGCAGCCCCUCGCCAAAAGGGUCCGGGGCUGGGAGGCCCCCGCCCCCUCAAAAAGUUAGAUCGGGGGGGGGCCUCCCGCCCUGAGCCCUGGAACAUAUAUAAUAUAUAUUUAUAAAUAUUGAUGUUUUCAGGCUUUGCGCUGCUUGCUAUUGCCACAGCAGAAAUAAGACCUCGUGCCUGUCGAUGUCGUCAGCUUUAGACCUUGUUGACUUUGCUUUGUACAUUACUUCGAGCUACUAGAUUUCUAUUUCACAUCCCACGGGUUCUUGUUUAUGCGCAAAACUAAAACAACGCACCAUACAUUCUGUAGCUAGCAUGCAAGAAGUUCAUUUUGUUUGAUCCUGCACUAGAGUAUUCAUUCACAUUAAGAAGAACUGCAUGAAGCAGUACAUAGAUGCUUAUCCUUGUUUGAAUAUCUUUGGGAAAGAGGGGUCGGUCGCUCUAGAUCCUCUCAGAAACGCGAGCGCUUUCAUCAGGCACAUGGGGCACAAUCGCAUCCUCAAGAUAUUUGAGGCGAUGUCUGUAGUCAACUAGCAUUUCUGUUGUUUGCUCUUUACUUAAAGAUUGUUUUUGUUUCCUCGCUACUGGCUGUCCGCAGAUCCCCUCUAGUGAUUCGGGUGAAGGAAACCGCAUGAAGGAAAGCAUUCGUACUCGCCUGUGCUCAGCACUGUUGCCUUCAGAAACAUGGUUGAUUUGUGGUGCAUUCACUUGACGAGAAUAGGCUUCACCGAGUCAAGUUUUUAUCCCA